AUGUAUCUGGCUCCCAACCGUCUCCAUCGAGUUCGCAACCCCAUUCCACAACUAAACAUUGGGCCCGGCUUUGGCGAGGUUGCUGCUGCUCAGGAUGCCGGAUAUACGGUUGUUACGCUGGAUGGCGGCCCUCAGCAGGUGCAGACAAUGGCGAUCCCAACGGCGACAACCGAUUUGGCUCCCUCACCAACUUUUGCUUCACUAGCUAUAGCCACAACGACACCUAGCGCGACACCGACACUUGGCGAGACAACCACCGGUUCAGGAACUUAUCAAAGGACGGCCCUGUACCACACCUCGACAUAUUUGACCUCGAUUUCGACGACCGCUUCCGAUAGCUUUUCGUCCUUGCCAUCAUUCUCGACUUCUAGCUUAUCCGCGACUUCAGGCUCGUCGUCGAUAUUGAGUUCGCUCAUGACUUCGGACUCACUCUCCACUUCGCUCUCAAUUUCUUCAUCAUCAGCUUGGUUAAGCAGCUCAAGCUCAUUUUCCACCACCAGUUCACUCUCGCCUUCGCCAAUUCUUCUAUUGUCUUCACCUUCGUCCCCAUCACCAUCCAGCAGCAGUCUGCCGCAAACAGUCACCGGGACACGCAAUAGAGCACCCUUCUACACAGCCAUCAUUUUGGGCACACUCAUCAUUAGCGCGUGCGUUCUAACCGUUGUCGCUUUCUGUAUUCGCAUCCGCAAUCGGCGCCGUAGCAAGCUGCAUCCGAUUCGUUGGGACCCAGUGACCCCCUCGACUUCCGAGAACAAACCGCCUUUCUCUUCCGCACGUGAUGCCUCUCUUUCUGGAGAUCGUGACGUUGGAGAACCUAGACGUGCCAACAACACACUUGACCGUCGUGGCUCAAAUUCAUGGGAGACACCAGCCAAUCCAUUUGCAGACUCAUCGCAACCGGUGCAUUUCCGGGACAGCGCGGUAUACAAAUUACCGCCAGCUGCUCCACAUAGCAAUGGACCAUAUCCAACUGCUCGACCACUUCCUGCGCAUCUCAGAGCAACACCGAGCGUCAGCAAUAGUCGAAUUAACAGUCGGACCGGCAGUAUCAAGUCAAAUUUGGCCAGUCCUACCACACUCUGUGUCGCGAACGUUGCUCCUCCUCCCAAGCAACUCCGUAGUGAUACCGAAUUCGACUACCUUGGGGUCCUUCCAGCUCACGAGCAGCGUCCAUCGGUUGGCACGCUCCGCGAAACAGAUUCUCGCCCUCGCUUUAUGUCGCUGGGUGGUCGAGGCUUAGAUGUGCCAUGGCGAAACGACGGUUUCAAAGAAUUGGCCGGGGAAGCAGAGUCAGUGCCAGCUGAAGCAGAGGAAGGUGUGGCUCAAAGCUGGAGAGCAAGUUGGCUCAAUAUAUUACAAAGUGUCACCGGUGCAGGGAAGCAGGAGGAAAAGGGGGACAAUCUCACACCCGCCCCAAGCAUGGUCGGUCGAGAGCGCAGACAAUCUGUCAAUAGGGAGCGAAGGGAGUCUGGGUGGGCGAAGUUUGCUGCUGCAGAAUCCGUUGAAAUGGAUGGGACAGCCCCUAAACCAGACGAUGGUAGUCUCGCUCCCCCUCCUGCCAGAGCUCAAGCUUCUGGCAUGUCUUAUGACAGCGAGAAUUCACGCACUUACUUGCUUGCCAGACCAGGAUCGGCAUUUUUGUCAAGGGCCCAUUCUGGGGCUAGUAGUGUGUACUCUACUGCGUCAGGGAUGCCCCCCACGUCCACUCAUACGCUUAGCUACCUCACGAAUGGUUAUUAUUGA
Molecule: messenger RNA, 1743 nt
Organism: Mycena indigotica
Lineage: Eukaryota; Fungi; Basidiomycota; Agaricomycetes; Agaricales; Mycenaceae
Exons: 1
Coding region: 1-1743 (580 amino acids)
Source: RefSeq, a predicted model, not a curated record